Messenger RNA from Wallemia mellicola CBS 633.66, 411 nucleotides. RefSeq lists its product as hypothetical. The record is from RefSeq and is a predicted model, not a curated record. The transcript is spliced from 3 exons. Bases 1 to 411 code for a protein of 136 amino acids. Lineage: Eukaryota; Fungi; Basidiomycota; Wallemiomycetes; Wallemiales; Wallemiaceae.
AUGCUGAGACAUAAGCGUAACAUCCACCGAGAGAAAGCUAAUCCACACGUAUGCAAGUGCGGGAAAGAGUACAGUCGCUCUGAUAUACUCCUGCGACACCAAAGAACAUGCUCCACGAAUCUUGAAUUACACUCUUCAAGAGUACCAGAGCCUGCUACUAUACCGACAACCGCACCCCAGCAAGCGGGAUAUUAUUAUCAGUACCAAGCUCCUACUCAGCAAGCUUUCCUUUAUCAGCAGCAGCAACAACAGCAACAACAACAUCAUCAUCAACAACCUCAGCAACAUCAUCAGCAAUAUUAUUCUUACCAAUACCCGCAAGCAUACAUACAGACACAGUCGCCUAUGAAUAUGUCGAAUACUUACUCAAAUUCAAACGCACCACCAGGUCCAUACCAAUAUUACUAUUAA